AUGUCUGAUACCGGCCGUAGCCCUCGUCCAAGCUCUGGAACUCAACUCAAGCAGAGACGCUCUGCUGGAGCUGCUCAAUCUGCUGGCAGAGCUCGUGCUGCAGGUAGCCAAGGAGGCAUGUGGCGUUUCUACACUGAAGACUCCACCGGACUCAAGAUCGGACCUGUUCCAGUUCUUGUAAUGAGCUUAGUAUUCAUUGCUUCCGUAUUUGUCUUGCACAUUUGGGGAAAGUUCACCAGAAGCCGUGCUUAA
This is a messenger RNA of Auanema sp. JU1783, 252 nucleotides long. The record is from the annotation of a GenBank genome assembly. Lineage: Eukaryota; Metazoa; Nematoda; Chromadorea; Rhabditida; Rhabditidae.